UAAUUUAUUUCGCUUCUAUUAUACACCUCAUUAUUUUUCAUUAACUUCUAUAACCGGCGGAUAGUAAACAAAUAUUUUAUUAAAAAAAAUUACCAAAUGGCCAAACAUCACCCAGACUUAAUAUUUUGUCGUAAGCAGCCAGGAGUCGCCAUUGGACGUUUGUGUGAAAAAUGUGAUGGCAAAUGUGUUAUUUGCGAUUCCUAUGUACGACCAUGCACUUUAGUGCGGAUUUGUGAUGAAUGCAAUUAUGGAUCAUACCAAGGACGCUGUGUUAUCUGCGGUGGGCCUGGUGUUUCAGAUGCAUACUAUUGUAAGGAAUGCACAAUACAGGAAAAAGAUCGCGAUGGUUGUCCGAAAAUUGUAAAUCUUGGAAGCUCAAAAACAGAUCUAUUUUACGAAAGGAAAAAAUACGGCUUCAAACAAAACUAUUAAAACUUGGUUAGUCAGUAUUUUAUACCAAUAGACUUGGCGUGUGUAGGUACGUAUAUGGAAAAGCAAUGCUGCAGUUUGUUACAGGCGGUCUACAAUCUAUGAUUAUACAUACCAACGAAAUUUUUUACACGAUUGAAUUUGUUCUAAAUACUUUUAUUCAUAAAUGUAUAUAAUGGAAAUAGA
Rhagoletis pomonella (apple maggot) is the source of this 615-nucleotide messenger RNA. RefSeq names its product PHD finger-like domain-containing protein 5A (gene Phf5a). Gene Ontology annotation, biological process: mRNA splicing, via spliceosome. The record is from RefSeq and is a predicted model, not a curated record. Lineage: Eukaryota; Metazoa; Arthropoda; Insecta; Diptera; Tephritidae. The transcript has 4 exons. Gene Ontology annotation, cellular component: U12-type spliceosomal complex; U2 snRNP; catalytic step 2 spliceosome. Bases 97 to 432 code for a protein of 111 amino acids.